CCAUACAAAUAUUCCCCUGCAACAUGUCGUACUGUGUACAAGAAGGGAAAGACAGAAUUGUAAUAGCAACUGUAGAGGAUCUUAACAAGCCUUGCAAAGCAAACAUUACUAUAGAAAAGCCUAAGGAAGAACCAGGAGCCAUAUUACCUGAUGGUUCUAUAAACUGGGACUGUCCAUGUAUUGCAAGAGAUUUGACUGGACCUUGUGGUUAUGAGAUGAGACAGGCUUUAGCAUGUUACACUGAAGGGGUAUCGUCUCCAGAGUGUCGAGAGAAACAUUUAGAACUACAAGACUGUUUACAAAGUCAUGCAGGAUUAUAUCCAUGGGUCAAUGAUGAAGAUGGUAGUGUAGAAAAAGAGGCAGUUAGACGAGCAGAGGAUAUGAUCAAUGAGGCUGAAAAGAAAUCCUGACAAAUUACUGUAUAAAAAAUUUUCUAUUCUUGUAUUAUAAAGCGUAUUAUCUUA
Messenger RNA from Mytilus californianus (California mussel), 464 nucleotides. RefSeq names its product mitochondrial intermembrane space import and assembly protein 40-like. The coding region runs from base 24 to 410 and encodes 128 amino acids. NCBI's taxonomy places the organism in Eukaryota, Metazoa, Mollusca, Bivalvia, Mytilida, Mytilidae. Gene Ontology annotation, molecular function: protein-disulfide reductase activity. Gene Ontology annotation, cellular component: mitochondrial intermembrane space. The transcript is spliced from 3 exons. The record is from RefSeq and is a predicted model, not a curated record. Gene Ontology annotation, biological process: protein import into mitochondrial intermembrane space.